Molecule: messenger RNA, 5124 nt
Organism: Dichotomopilus funicola
Lineage: Eukaryota; Fungi; Ascomycota; Sordariomycetes; Sordariales; Chaetomiaceae
Exons: 10
Coding region: 1-5124 (1707 amino acids)
Biological process (GO): protein ubiquitination
Cellular component (GO): CCR4-NOT complex
Molecular function (GO): RNA binding; ubiquitin-protein transferase activity
Source: RefSeq, a predicted model, not a curated record
AUGGCGCCACAAGACACAUACUUCGACGAGGAGGAGGACUGCUGCCCUCUCUGCAUCGAAGAGUUCGAUCUUUCAGACCGCAACUUCCGACCGUGUCCAUGUGGGUAUCAGAUAUGCCAGUUUUGCUUCAACAAUAUCCGGACGAACAUGAAUGGGCUCUGUCCAGCAUGUCGGCGCCCAUACGAUGAAAAAACCAUACAGUGGAAAGUUGUCACACAGGAAGAAGUUGCUGAAUUCCGCGCGAAUAUUCAAAAGAACCAGAAAAAACGCGCCGCCGAGCAACGCCAAAAAGAGGUACAAAAGCGCGAAGCCGAAAAAGAGAACCGCAAGAACCUUGUCGGAGUUCGGGUCGUUCAGAAAAACCUGGUUUACGUGACCGGGUUGACGCCGACAGUACGCGAAGACGAGUUGCUCAAGACUCUACGGAAGCCCGAGUUUUUCGGCCAAUACGGCAACAUUCUCAAGAUAUCGAUCAGCAGCCGCAAGGGGACCGACGGGCAAAAUCAAUCCCUUGGUGUAUACGUGACGUUCGAGAGGAAGGAAGACGCUACUCGGUGCAUCCAAGCGGUUAACGGGUCUCAGAACGGGGAUAGGGUGCUGAGGGCUCAGCUGGGAACUACAAAGUAUUGCUCGGCCUGGUUGCGUCAUGAGCAGUGUACCAAUCGGCAGUGCAUGUUUUUGCAUGAGCUGGGCGACGAGGAAGACAGCUACAGCCGGCAGGACCUGUCCUCGAUGAACAGCAUUAACUCGCAGCGUCCUAUCCAACAAAACUCCGGUCCCUCGCGCUCCGCUUCAAGGCAGCAGGCUCACCCAUCGCCGUCCCCGGCCAUCGCCCAACCUAUGGCCAGGAGCUCUAGCCAAGAUGGUUCAAGUAACGGUGACGCCCCGGCUCUCCCAGCUUCCGCCAACUGGGCCCGCAACCCGCAAGUCCGCAGCCGCCGAGGGAGCCAUGCCACCAGCGCUGCAGCACCCAGCCCAGCCAUCACGAAUUCGCUGCCGGUGACCGCCGAAUCCGCAGUCGAGGACGCGCCCGCGGAAUCAGCUGGCCCCUCGCCCGCCGCCCGCGCUACCCCGCCUGUACCCGCCAGCAAGCCUUCGGUCCCGGCGACGGAAAAGGUCCGGCGUCUCCCGCAGGAUGCCCUCAGGUCGCUUCUUAAAUCACUCGAAGGCUGCUCGCUCGCAUGGCCGAAGCCUGGGGGUGACUUGCCAAAUGAAGAAUUCAACACUCUGUAUCCCCCGCUCUUCGACGUUCGUGGGGGCAUGCGUCGUCGCGCACUUCGGGUAUCCGAGGAUAACAGCAGCGAAGAAGACCCGCAGUCGGCCAGUGUUCGGGAGCCAUCGGAAGGCGAACCUGAGAGCAGCGGCAGCCUUGCCUUGGGUGGCGAGCCCGAGGACCGAGACCACGGCCGCGAUGGUCCCAGCUUCGACUCUCGCCGAGGCGCCCAGCCGCCCAUCCAACGAGGCAGCACCGAUGGGCUCUUCGGCCAACCCGGCUCUGCCUUUGGACAGACGACCUCGGGCAUCAACUCAUUGGGUGCCAGCCGCACCGUGACACCGCAGCAGCCCGCCUUUAUGCGACAACCGAGCAACUUCGGCGACCACUUGUCCAGCCAGGGCAACUUGUUCCAGGGUCAAGGAGGUCAGGGGGGCCACAACCGACAGGGCUCUCGUUUCAGCUUCGCCAACGAAGGACGGGAGGCAGCAUCGGCUACGUCGGUCAAGCUAGCCGCGAACCCACGGAUCAUGGCGCAGCAAUCGUCGAUGAUGCCGACGUCGUUCCACAGCCAGCCCAGCGGGCAGUACUACGCGGGAUCGAUGCCGGGCCCACCGCCCGGGCUUAAGUCGACGGGCACGCCACCGGGCGUAUUUGGGCAGCACGGGUUUGGAUCAGGCGCAUUUGGAGGCGGCGCGUCCAAGGACAGCAACGAGAUGCUGCGGCUCUUCCGGAGCGGGGGGGCUGGCAGCCAGCAGCAGGCGCACGACGCCGCCAAGCUUGAUCUUGCGGACCCGAGUAUCCUGCAGGCGAGGAUGCAGUCUCAGCAGCAGCAGCAGCAGCAGCAGCACUUGCAGCAGCAGCAGCAACAGAGCAAUGCCGGGCUCGGACAGGGGCUGUUCGGGGGCCAGUCGCAAGAUGACGAACUGCCCUCGCUCGAAGAGGUAAGAUCCAGCAUCGAAGCGCUGGUGGCCGACGAACCGAUCGAUACCAACAUCCGGUACCCCCCGGGCGCAUUCGAGUCGACGUCGUUGUCAACAGGCCGGUCUGGCACACCAUCGGUGCCUCCUGGGUUUUCUACUCCCAGCAGCCGUCCGUCGCCCGCGAUUUCACAUUCGUCUCUUCCUACGACUAUCACAGCUGGGGGACACCAGACACCGCCUGUUGCGCUUCCUAAGGUACCUGCCAAAACACCAGUGGCCGUGUCCAGCCCGCUGGCGAAGAAGGUUGGCGGCGUGUUGCUGCCUGAAUCGUCGAAGAAGGCGGUCAAGGCCCUGGCUGUGGAAACGGGGCUGGCUAAGGAGAUUGGAAAGGCCAAGGCCAAGGUGUUGCAGGAUGAAGAUUUCCCGGCGCUUAACUCGCCCAAGGCUCGGCCAGCUACGCCUACGCCUGUUGGGCAGGCCAAGGCUACGGUUGGGAAGAAGGCUGCUGAAAAGGUUUUCGAUAAGGGCAAGGGGAAAGCGAAAGAUAAGGGGAAGGAAAAGGAACAGUCGGUGGCUGCAACGACAGCAUCAUCAUCAACAGCGACCCCUGUGCCGACCACAGUUCCAACUCCGGCCCCCGAACGGAGCGAGACGCCGAAGCCGGCGCCGACAAAGGUUGCUGAGCAGUCCCCUGCGAAGUCACCGGUGAAAUCGCUCGAAAAGACCGCCGAGAAAAAGACGGAGAAACGCCCGGUCCCAGGUAUUCUCAACAUUGCGGCCGCUACCAAAGCGUCUCAGUCUCCCGUCAAGAAUUCCGAGCCACAGUCGACCACAACGGACCGCGACUCGGCGUUCCCCGCUCUACCUGCUGCGACCCCAGUAUCUGUCUCUUCGCCACUCGCCCGGGCGGCUCCCAAGACGCUCCCCACGCCCGUGCUGUCGGCAGCUGCGGUGCGAUCAGUGGCCAUGCGCCCUGAGACGCCCGCCAGCGAGCUCAUUUCCGACACGGCAUCGCUCAUGUCGGCGUCCAUCUCGGCGUCGCGUACUAACUCGCCGCCGCCGCUGGCGUCGUCCAAGAUUGGAUCGGCUCCCGUGCGAACGACUACCAAGAGCCAACAGCGCAAACAACGCAAGGAGGCAAUGAAGAAGGAGUCGGCUAGCAUCGCGGUACAGCCGGUCAAGGCGGAGGCCCCGGUGGAGAUUGGGCCGAUCGUGGGGCGGAAGAAGAAGCAGAAGAAGGAGAAGGCGGAGAGCAAGGCGAAACCCGCUGGGAAGACCGCUGCGGCUGCGGCUACGGCUGCGGCUGUGGAGAAUCGUCCUGAGACACCGCGUGCCGUCGCUGCUAGUCCGGCUAAGGGGAAGGAGGUGGAGAGUAAGGAGGUUAAGGAGGUCAAGGAGGCCAAGGAGGUUAAGGAAACCAAGGAGAGCAAAGAGAACAAAGAGGGCAAGCCGAGCAAAGGCCACGAGAAGCUCGACAAGGGUUUCGACGCAUCGAUCCCCCGCACGCUGCCCACGCCGGCGUCGGUGCUGCACGAGCUCCAAGCAGCCGAACUCCUCCCCGAGAGCCUGGCGCAAAUCUCGUUCUUCCAGUCGGUAGCCGUGCAACUGGACUGGCUGCGCAACGACGCCCCGACUGCCGCGUUCCGCGAGCAGAUGGCCAAGAGCUCCAUGAUCCCAACCAAGUCGAUCGUAACCGAAGACGACCAGGCCGCGCUAUUGGCAGGCGAGCCCGUCCGCAAGACCAUCGACGGCACGCGCUUCCUACUGACCCCCAACGGCGACUGCAUCCGCAACCUGCGCGAAGAGGAAGAAAAUCGCUUCCUCGAACUGCAACAGCUAGUCGCCGAAGAAACCGCCAGCCCGGCCGCGUUUGUCUCCGCGCGCCACGAUGCCGGCGGCGGCUUCAGCCUCAUCAAAGGCCGCGCCGUACCUAACGGCCCCCCCAGCUACUUCCCACCAGCUCCUGGCGCCUACCCCUCCGACCCGGUGAAUAAGAUCCAACGGGAGGAGGCCAUCUACUACAUCAACCAGUACGUGCUGCCGCGGCUGAACCUCAACUCGCGUGAUAUGAGCCUGCCCAAGGCCAUGUCCACCUGGACCACCGACCCGCGGGGAUCGGCAGCUGCGAAUCUCAGCUCUGUCGCGCCGUGGCUGUACGGGGGUAUUGCGGGUAUGAGCGGCAUGGCCGGUUUUGGGGGUAGCGGCGCCGACUCGCCGACGUGUCAUCUGCCUCCGCUUUCGCAUGACGAUUUCAUCGAUGCCGGUCCUGCGCCCCCGGAGUUGAGUUACCCCGGUCCUGUGAGCGCGUUUGUAGAGGAGUUUGAUCAUGUCGGCGGGCCGGGGCCGUACUUGGACGUUGAUGUCACUGGUGCCGUUGGCGGGCAUUUACCGACUGUCGAGGAAGUCUUUGGUCCGGCUGCUGCUGCAGCCGCCGCGGCCGCUUCAUCAUCCUCUCGCCAGCACCAACACCACCACCACCAUCACCAUCACCACCACCACCACGGCCACCACACACAUCCCGGACAUUACCAGCAGUCAACCACCCCAUCGCCGUCCCCUUCAGCCUCAGGCCUGGCCACCGGACCGGGAGGACCGGGGGGGACCGCGGCGUUGAACUUUACUUCGCCGGGCCCGUUUGGUAAUGUGCCGUUGAUGUCGCUGGAGGAUGCGGAGCAGGCGCUGGCGGUGUCGAGACGGGAGACGGAGAAGUUGGAGAAGAGCUUGUAUUCGUUGAUGAGGAGGAAUAAGAGGGUUUUGAUGCCUGGUUCUGUCACUGGUUCAGCGGCGGCGGGUGAACAUGGGAUGGCCGUCGCAGUCGCUCUGGCUCGUGUACUCCGCGGCCUGAGCAGUAUAGGCGAGGCGGGGUUUGCUGCCGUGUGGAUGGCUGUGUUGCUUGUGGAGAGUGUCAUGGCUAUGGCGGCGAGGGGGGCGGUGGUUGUUGUUGAGGUGUUGUGUGCGGUUUUGGAUUGGGUGGGGGCUGAGGAUUAG